AUGCUAGGAUCGCUCUUGGGGUUGGCUACUUCGACAUUGGGCGGCGGAAAUCCCAGUGUUGUGGAGAAAGGCGAUGCUGGUUCUCCUGGAUCCGUGCAGACGACCACACCGCUCAGUUCACCAGGUAUUGGCUCUGAAGAAGUAGAGAAGGGAUCCAACUCACCCCAGCCAUCUUGGACUCCAGCGUACCAGAGUCCUCCGCCUGUCAAGGCCAAGUACAAGCCCGAGGAAGCGCUCGACGAUCUCCCCGGGGUUUGCUAUGCUCUCCAACUAUUCCUGGAGUCCCAUAUGUUGGAAGCGGAGGAGUACUGUCAUAAGAACGAUAAGAAGAAGGAACGACUCUAUUUUGCGACUGGGUUCGGUCUCAUCCAAUGCGUCAAGGGGUUAAUGUCGUACGAGGACGACGACCUCGUCGCCGGCCUUGCACACACCAGACAAGGAAACCACAUCGCCGACCUCCAUCGCAAGAAACAAGCCUUCCUCGGGUCUCGUGUCGCUGGAUAUGUCGUUUCCGCCAUUCACUCCAACCCCGUGGCCUUCAUCAAGAGUAUGACGCCCGUCGAACGGCACGCCGAGUUGGUUUAUGCGGAGAGCUUGUUCGAAAAGGCCUUGCUCGGCAUCGUAUACUCUGGAGAUUGGCUGGCGUUCAUCAAGGAAGCUCUCAAUAUGCGAACAACCAUCACGAUAUACCGGCAACUGGGUCAAUAUCUCGAUACCGUCGAUGCUGAAGCUGCGGAACGCGGAGAUGGACCUAUCGACAAGAGCAUUGAUCCCCACUUCCGCUCUGGGGUGUAUCUCGGAGUGGGGUUGUCCAACCUGAUUCUGAGCCUCAUGCCCGGGAAGCUGAUGACGCUCGUCGAACUAUUCGGAUAUCACGGUGACCGAAAGCUGGGACUCGAGAUGUUGGCGAAAGCAGGAGGAUGGACGAAGGAUAGCGACGAGCCUUCAGUUCCAGCUGCUGAAGAAGGUAUCAGAAGAGUCGUAUGCGACAUGGUCCUCAUGAUCUUCCACCUCGUCAUCUCCAGCUUCACCUUCGACGGCGUCGACGUCUCUAUGGCCCGAAAGAUCCUCGACUGGAACCUCAAGCGAUUCCCGAACGGUGUCUUCUUCCUCUUCGGUGCUGGACGUCUCGCUGUUUGUCGCGCCCAACCCGAACGCGCCAUCCACUACUACACGCGUGCCAUGGAGUCUCAAUCCCAAUAUCGCAACCUUCACCAUAUCUCCUACUGGGAGAUGGCGCUGGCGAACAUGAGCUUGUGGGACGUCAAAGCGAGCUUGGAGUGCUGGAGGACGCUGGAGAAGGAGGCGACGUGGAGUAAGGCCAUUUACACAUACGGUCUCGCGAUUUGUAUGUUGGAGGUCGCGGAACAGGAGAAGAACGAGGAUAUGAGGAAGGAGGCGGCCAAGUUGAUGAAGAAGGUCCCUGACCUGAGGCAGAAGAUUGCUGGAAAGUCGAUUCCCCUGGAGAAACUCGUUGCGCGCAAAGCUCGCAAGUUCGAAUCUCAGAAGGGCCGACUCGCGCUCCCCGUCCUCGAACUGACGUACAUCUUCCAAGGCAUCCAGCAUUCACCAGGUCGUAUCAUUGUCUCGAAGAUUCUUCCUGAAACUGAGAGGGUACUGGCCAAACUCGAGGCGUGUGCUGGUAACGAGAAGAAGUACGAGGGCGGGUCGGGUGGUUAUUGGGACGACUACUGUAUCGCCAAGUUCCUUCAGGGCGUUUGUCUCCGAUACGUGGCGUACCCUGACCAGGACGCUGAAAUUGAUCCCAAUGAGAAGCUCGACAUCACGAAGGAGGACGCCGAGAGGAGGGCAGAACAAGCGUUUAGAGCAGUGUUCGAGCAUGGUCCGAAAAUCGAGUUUGACCAUCAUAUCGUCUACCACGCGCACUAUGAGCUUGGAAGAUUACUGGCGUGUCAAGGCAAAGUGGACGAGGCGAGACACGAGUUCGAGCUCGUGCUCUCAGGGAAACAUCUGGAAGUGGGUCCGUCGGGGAAGAAGGGGAAAUACAGCUUGGAGAAUGCAUUACACAUGCGAACACACGCAGCGAAUGAUGCUCUGAGCCGGCGCCGACUGUAA
Messenger RNA from Coprinopsis cinerea okayama7#130, 2076 nucleotides. RefSeq lists its product as hypothetical. NCBI's taxonomy places the organism in Eukaryota, Fungi, Basidiomycota, Agaricomycetes, Agaricales, Psathyrellaceae. The record is from RefSeq and is a predicted model, not a curated record. The coding region runs from base 1 to 2076 and encodes 691 amino acids. The transcript has 9 exons. Gene Ontology annotation, cellular component: nucleus; cytosol; mitochondrial outer membrane. Gene Ontology annotation, molecular function: protein binding.